This is a messenger RNA of Rotaria sp. Silwood1, 2601 nucleotides long. The record is from the annotation of a GenBank genome assembly. Lineage: Eukaryota; Metazoa; Rotifera; Eurotatoria; Philodinida; Philodinidae.
AUGUCUCAAUCAUGUGCUGUUUACGAAUGCAAACGUGCAUCGCGUGCAUUGUGUCAUUGUUGUCAACAGAAUCUCUGUAUACCUCAUUUAACUGAACAUAAUGAUUUAUUGAAUUCUCAACUAAAUCCACUCAUCGAUGAAGUUAAUUCACUUGGAGAUCGAUUAAAGACACUUGAUAUUCAAGAAAAAACGAGAGAAUGCCGUCAAAAACUUGAACAAUGGAGAAUAGAUUGUCAUCAACAGAUUGAUUCAUUUUUUGAAGAGAAACGCAAACAACUCAAUCAACUUGUUGAGAAAAAAGUUGAGAAACAACGACAAGAAAUUACACGAAUACAAUCGAAACUAUCGGAACUCAUUCGUGAACAAGAAGCAACUCGACAAGAUAUUGAUAUACUAACAUCAACUAUUAGUCAUCUUCAAAACAAAAUGAGUAAUAUCGAACAAAGUUCUAUUCAUAUAAACAUUCGUCCAUUAGUUAUCGACACUAAUUGUAUUCGUAUAAAUGAUACCAAUUAUCAUGGUUUUGAUUUGUCUACACUUUCACCUGUUUAUAAAACAAUCAAUUGUGCUGAUGGAACUUUCAGAGCAUUGGCAAGCAACGAUCAAUAUUUGUUAUUUCAUGAUGCACCAAAUCUAUGUUUACUCGAUCAAAACUUGACAGUAGUUAGAAAAAAUUUAUGGGAUCACGGAAAUAUUUUUGAUAUGUGUUGGUCAUCAACAUUAAAACAAUUUAUUGUAAUUGAACAAAAUGAUAUUUAUCUUGUCAAUGAAAACACGAUGUCAAUUGAACGUAUAGAAACAAUAAAAAAAGAAAAAUGGAUGUCAUGUACUUGUUCUGAUACAUCACUAUUUUUAUCAACUAGAGUUUAUGGUUCAUCGAUAUUGGAAUUCAGUCUAUUACCUGCAAUAAACUUAAUUAGGGAAUUGAAAUAUCCUGAUUCAUGUAUGGAAACUGAGCUUAUCACUUGUAUAGAGUACAAUAAUGAAACACUUGCAUUAUUAAUUAGGAAUCAUGUGAAUAAAACUAUGAGAAUAGAGUUAAAAUCUUCAAUAACAUUUGACCGUAUUUGGUCACUUCAACUGGAUAUAGUGUGGAACAAAGAGAAAACUAUUCGAUGUUGUUCAUUGAUUGAUGAUGAGUGGCUUAUAGCUGAUCAUGAAAAUAAUCGUUUAAUACAUGUUUCAAAAGGUGGAACCGUAAAGACAAUGUUAACAUAUACUGAUACUCCUUGCAACCAACAACGACACGAACAAUCUUUUUUUCUUUUUUUACUUCAUUCAAUGUCUCAACAAUGUGCUAUCGUCGGAUGCAAACGUACAUCGCGCGCAUUAUGUCAUUGUUGUCAACAGAAUCUCUGUAUACCUCAUUUAACUGAACAUAAUGAUUUAUUGAAUUCUCAAUUAAAUCCUCUCAUCGAUGAAGUUAAUUCACUUGGAGAUCGAUUAAAGACACUUGAUAUUCAAGAAAAAACGAGACACUAUCGUCAAAAACUUGAACAAUGGAGAAUAGAUUGUCAUCAACAGAUUGAUUCAUUUUUUGAAAAGAAAUGUCAACAACUCAAUCAGUUUGUUGAGGAAAAAGUUGAGAAACAAAGAGAAGAAAUUACACGAAUACAAUCAAAACUAUCGGAACUCAUUCGUGAACAAGAAGCAACUCGACAAGAUAUUGAUAUACUAACAUCAACUAUUAGUCAACUUCAAAAAGAAAUGAGUAACAUCGAACAAAGUUCUAUUCAUAUAAACAUUCGUCCAUUAGUUAUCGACACCAAUUGUAUUCGUAUAAAUGAUACAAAUUAUCAUGGUUUUGAUUUGUCGAUACUCUCACCGGUUUAUAAAACAAUCAAUCGUUCUAAUAGAAGUUCUAGAGAAUUGGCAAGCAACGAUCAAUACUUGUUAUUUCAUGAUGCACCUAAUCUAUGUUUACUUGAUCAAAACUUGACAGUAGUUAAGAAGAGUUCAUGGGAUCAUGGGCAGAUUUAUGAUAUGUGUUGGUCAUCAACAUUAAAACAAUUUAUUGUAAUUGAACUAAAUGAUAUUUAUCUUGUCAAUGAAAAUACAAUGUCGAUUGAACGUAUAGAAACAAUAAAAAAAGAAAGAUGGAUGUCAUGUACUUGUUCUGAUACAUCUCUAUAUUUAUCAACUAGAGUUCAUGGUUCAUCGAUUUUAGAAUUCAGUCUAUUACCUGCAAUAAAUUUAAUUAGGGAAUUGAAAUAUCCUGAUUCAUGUAUGGAAACUGAAGAUAUUACUUGUAUAGAGUACAAUAAUGAAACACUUGCAUUAUUAAUCAGAAAUCAUGUGAAUAAAACUAUGAGAAUAGAAUUGAAAUCUUCAAUAACAUUUGAGCGUAUUUGGUCACUUCAACUGGAUAUAAUGUGUAACAAAGAGAAAACAAUUCGAUGCUGUUCAUUGAUUGAUGAUGAGUGGCUUAUAGCUGAUCAUGAAAAUAAUCGUUUAAUACAUGUUUCAAAAGGUGGAACUGUAAAGACAAUGUUAACAUAUAACGAUAUUCCUUUGUUUGUUAACUUGUUUGGUUUAAAUAUUUUGGCUGUAUCAGUAAAAAAUUUUAAACUAAACUUUCACAAACUAAGAAACGACUUUUGA